UAAGAAAGAACUGACGUCACAGUCGUCAAACGUUUCCGAAAAUAUAUAAACAUGUAGGAAUAUGCGACAGUAUUUUUACCGACAGGAAAUAAAAAAAUGGAUCUGGUGGAUUACGAUUUCAUUACAGAGUUAAAUGAACUAAGGCGGAGCAAGGUCUUUUGUGAUGCGGUUAUAACUAUUCCAGAAGAAAUAAAUAUCCGAUUUCCAAUUCACAGAGUAGUUCUGGCAAGUUGCAGUCAAUAUUUUCGUUCUCUGUUCAAAUACGGUAAUGAUGAAACGAACAAAGAAAUUAGUAUUUCAGGUGUGUCUUCUAAAACGAUGAAGCAAAUUAUAGAAUACGGAUAUUUACGGACAGCUGACAUAAAUGAAGAUAAUUUUGAAGACUUAUUUGCCGCCGCCGACAGAUUUCACAUUUUUGGACUUUUGAAAGAAUGUACCGAGUUCUUGUUGCAACAAUUGUGUGUAGAAAACUGUUUAGGAAUUUUAAAAUUUGCCAGAUUUUACAGUUGUCAAGUUCUGAAAAUGAAAGCUUUGAAGUAUGUAUUGUCUUAUCUAGGUGAAAUUGUGAAAAAUAGCCAAGAAUUUGUAGUCAUGGACAUAUUUGAAUUAAAAGAUAUACUUGAGGAUGAUGAACUAUUAGUUAAAGAUGAAAGUGAAGUAUAUUUGGCCAUUCAGAGAUGGGUCGACUUUAGUUAUGUGUCAAGGAGGAACCAGUAUGAAACUUUAUUCCAAGCAGUCCGAUUAGCGUUUUGCAAACGGGAAUUCAUUACAAAUGUCAUCGAAAAGAAUAAAACUAUCAGGAAAUCGAAAAAAUCUAUGGCAGCAAUUGAAAAGGCUAAGCAAUUUUUGGACUUGCAAGAUACAACAAAGACCAUUGUAGUUUCGUUAGAUGACCCACUAUUACGGCCAAGAGUACCGUCAAGUGUUAUAUUCACCAUUGGUGGUUGGUCAAGCGAGGGAGUAGUUAACACAGUGGAAACGUAUGACAAAAACGUUGAUCACUGGUACUCUAUUGUUCCACCAAUGAAUUCAAAGCGUUCGUACCAUGGAACCGUUAAUUUGAAUAAUUUAAUAUAUGUGAUUGGAGGAUUUGACAGCCUUAGAUACUUGAACAGUGUUUUGUGCUUUGAUCCAGAUAAAAGAGCAUGGCAAGAGAAAGGACCUAUGCACCUUGCAAGAUGUUAUGUCAGCACAUGCGCAGUAGAUGACUUUAUAUACGCAUGCGGUGGAUUUGACGGACGCCAGAGACAUAAUUCUGUUGAAAGAUAUGAUUACAAACGUAAUCAAUGGUCACUGGUACAACCGAUGUGGCACAACCGAAGUGACGCUGGCACGGCUUGUUACGAGAAUAAACUUUACGUUGUUGGUGGCUUUGAUGGUCUAACAUGUCUCGAUUCUACAGAAGUCUACAACCCACUAACUGACCAGUGGACAUUGUUGGAAAAGAUGAAUAUCCCACGUAGUGGCGUGGCUUUAAUUGCAUUCAAUCACUUUCUGAUAGCCUUAGGUGGAUAUGAUGGUGGCUCGAGGUUGGCAACGGCUGAACAGUAUGAUUUUCGCCGACAAGCUUGGGGGGAUUUUGAAAACAUGCACGUUGGAAGAAGUAAUUUCGCAGCUGCUGUUCUAGACGGUCAGAUUUAUGUGAUUGGUGGAUAUGAUGGUGCCACCACUUCUGAUGCUGUAGAAGUAUAUGACCCGGAUGACAACAUGUGGAGAAGAGUCAAGGGACUUAUUUCUGGAAGAAGUGCAGUCAGUGCAUGUGUAUUGCUCAAUGAAGGAACACUUCGAGACUAUACGUUCUAUGGAGCUCACAGUUUAUCAAGCCCAGACGACAGCUGAGACAAUAUAUAUAUAUAUAUAUAUUAUCCAGGUAUCUAGAUCGAAGUUUGAUAUGGUGCUGUGUUUAAACAGAAAACAAAGCCAGAGAUGUAACUGCGCAUUAAGUGGCACAUGCACUAUGCUGUCGUCAAGUUUUGAAAGUAUUGACAAAUCGAUUAAAAAGAUUUAUUGAAAUUUAAUGAAGGCUUUUUAAAACUAUUUCUGUAAAACCUUGUUGAUAUAUAGAACUUGUUGAUACGUGUGUGAAUUAUAAGGUGUACAUAGUUUUCAAUUAAAGUUGAGAUUGAAAUAAAUUA
Molecule: messenger RNA, 2135 nt
Organism: Mytilus trossulus (common blue mussel)
Lineage: Eukaryota; Metazoa; Mollusca; Bivalvia; Mytilida; Mytilidae
Product: kelch-like protein 10
Exons: 3
Coding region: 97-1839 (580 amino acids)
Molecular function (GO): protein binding
Source: RefSeq, a predicted model, not a curated record